CUUACUACGUAGGAAUUUAAAAAGAACAAAGAUAUCAAGCAGUUGAUCCCAACAUCUAAAAGCCAAUAUAGAAAAAACGAGAUAGGUUUGUUAUAAGUUUCUAUGUCAAGAGUCUUGCAUUCACUAUCUUUAAUUGGCAGCAGUCAAUCUGUGCAGACUGGAUGUCGAAGGCUUCAAUGGGCUCCUUUUUCACCAUUCUUAUGGAGAAACCGCAACUAUUCGGCAGCUGCUUGGUUACACCCCAGUAAACGAAAAAAACUAGCUGAUUAUGAACAGUUAGCAAAUGAAAAUUUAUCUGAUCCUUAUUUUCAGGCCAAGCUAUACAAAGAAUUAUUUAAUUCAUAUCCCGAAGCAAUCCAGCAUCGCUACGAAACUUCAGGAGUAGCCAGGAAUUCGAUAUGUGAUCGAUAUUAUCAAGAAGCUUUGAAUAAGCUGUCUCAGAAGCAAAAGUUACCACCAUCUUUUCCCCCUUAUUUAAAAGCCGAUUUAAACCCUUAUCCAAAAAAUUCGAACGAAUUUAUGAAACCAGCCGAAGCUAUACAAAAUUUACAUUCUCCAGGUCAUGCUCAUGAACAUCAACCUUCUGCGCAUCCAAUGAAUCCUACUUCACAGUCUUCCACAUUGGGUUCUAGCAGUAAAACCCCAAUGUACGUCGUGAUCGACGAGUCUCGCUUUACGAAAUUUUUUCGCAUCUUCAGAUUUAUAGCAGGUCUUAGUGUGGCCUCCUAUUUUAUCUUACUUGGCGUCAGUAUCUUCGUUGCAUCAUCCGGACUUAAUAAUAUAAUGUCCAACUCUGCUGAACAAGAGCCAAUCGAGGAACGUUCUAUUGAUGUGCGCUUCUCUGAUGUUCAAGGUGUGGAUGAAGCUAAGGAAGAACUUGAGGAAAUUGUAAAUUUUUUAAAAGAUCCUACUCACUUUACGAGACUUGGAGGAAAGCUUCCUCGAGGUGUUCUACUGACGGGACCACCGGGAACUGGAAAAACUAUGCUUGCCCGUGCUGUUGCUGGCGAAGCUAAUGUUCCUUUCUUUUUCAUGAGUGGGAGUCAGUUUGAUGAAAUGUAUGUCGGUGUUGGUGCCAAAAGGGUUCGGGAGCUUUUCGUAGCCGCGCGAAAACACGCACCUGCAAUUAUUUUCAUUGAUGAGUUGGAUGCAAUUGGACAAAAGAGAAAUGCUCGAGAUGCCGCCCAUAUGCGUCAAACGUUGAACCAGCUUCUGGUUGAUUUAGACGGAUUUUCCAAAGGCGAAGAUGUAGCUCAUCCUGUUGUAUUUAUUGGAGCUACUAACUUUCCCGAAAGUCUUGAUCCAGCCUUAACUCGCCCUGGACGCUUUGACCGCCAUAUACAUGUUCCUCUUCCAGAUGUGCGGGGACGUAUGGCAAUUCUACGCCAUCACACUCAUAACAUUCCUUUAGACUAUACCGUUGAUCUGAGUAUUAUAGCACGAGGAACAUCCGGAUUUGCAGGAGCAGAUCUGGCGAACUUGAUCAAUCAGGCAGCAGUUCGUGCUAGUAAAAAUCAUAGCUCUAAAGUGGCCAUGCACGAUCUUGAAUGGUCAAAGGAUAGGAUUCUAAUGGGAGCUGAAAGGAAAAGCGCCGUGGUUACUGCCGAGAGCAAACUGAUGACUGCAUACCACGAGGGCGGUCAUGCUCUAGUGGCAUUGCUUACUAGAAAUGCUAUGCGUCCAUAUAAGGCGACGAUUAUGCCACGAGGAAGUAGUCUCGGUAUGACCAUAUCGCUUCCAGAUAUGGACAAGGAUAGCUGGACUAGGGAUGAGUAUCUUGCAAUGAUGGACGUUGCCAUGGGAGGCCGCGCUGCUGAAGAAUUACUUUACGGAAAAAAUAAUAUUACCUCCGGUGCACACAAUGAUAUAGAUAAAGCUACUCAGGUUGCUAGGAGGAUGGUUACUGAGUUUGGCAUGUCGGAACAAAUAGGACCUGUCAGCCUUGAAGCAGAUUUGGAUUCUCUCUCCCCUACCACUAAAGCAAUAGUUGAAGCUGAGAUCAAAUCUUUACUGGAAGCAGCAUACCAAAGAGCACUUUUACUUUUGAAGUCACACAAAAAAGAGCUUGAUUCAAUUGCGAAUGCUUUGGUUGACUACGAGUAUUUAACUGCUGAGGAAAUGAGACUUGUUAUGAAUGGUGAAAAAGAUAUCAUAAGAACCAAACUCACUUGAAAAAUUGCCUUAGUCUGCAAAAAUAACGGAUAUAGGCUUCUAUGUUGAUUGUUUCUCUUAUAAAAUAAAGAACUAUCCAAAUGGUAAUUUUUUUAAAUUUGUUUACUUUAUUUUUGCUAAAAAUUUUGUUUGGUUUAUUGGUCGGUUCCGUUUGGUUUUGAGGCUAUAACUUUUUCUCUGAACAUUAAAAUAAUGCUAAUGAAAGCUUGUAAUAGAAUAAUGAUAUCAACACCAUUUUUUUUUU
This is a messenger RNA of Schizosaccharomyces octosporus yFS286, 2416 nucleotides long. Its product is annotated as inner membrane I-AAA protease complex subunit Yme1. Gene Ontology annotation, biological process: mitochondrion organization; protein quality control for misfolded or incompletely synthesized proteins. The transcript has 2 exons. NCBI's taxonomy places the organism in Eukaryota, Fungi, Ascomycota, Schizosaccharomycetes, Schizosaccharomycetales, Schizosaccharomycetaceae. Bases 103 to 2172 code for a protein of 689 amino acids. Gene Ontology annotation, molecular function: ATP-dependent peptidase activity; metalloendopeptidase activity; ATP hydrolysis activity. Gene Ontology annotation, cellular component: mitochondrial inner membrane. The record is from RefSeq and is a predicted model, not a curated record.